Messenger RNA from Ustilago hordei, 1749 nucleotides. RefSeq lists its product as uncharacterized. The record is from RefSeq and is a predicted model, not a curated record. Lineage: Eukaryota; Fungi; Basidiomycota; Ustilaginomycetes; Ustilaginales; Ustilaginaceae. Gene Ontology annotation, molecular function: DNA binding. Bases 1 to 1749 code for a protein of 582 amino acids. The transcript has a single exon. Gene Ontology annotation, biological process: transcription by RNA polymerase III. Gene Ontology annotation, cellular component: RNA polymerase III complex.
AUGUCAGAUCCUUCACAGCAGCCUUCCGGCUCGUCCUCGGGGAAAGCCAAUGACGGUGCACCUUCCACUCGAAGCACAAAUCAUACAGCGCCCGUGGCUGCCCGACCUUUUCGAGGCAUGGCUUCUCUCCAGGGGGUAGGGUCAUUGCGAGGAGGACCAGGCCGUGGAGCACCAGUAUCGUCCAGUGCAUCCAUGGUACCAUCACGGUCUUCGUACGCAUCGCCUGCGCCGGGCGUACCAGGAUCAGCGGGUCCAGGCUCAGGAGUUCGCAUGCAGUUCCGUCCAGUCAGGCCGCAACGACGCAAAGCAUCCGAAUCGCCAGCACCACAGUCAUCGACCGCAGCAGAGUCACCAUCAGUUUCGCCACUUUCGACACCACACGGAGCGAGCUCAGCGCCAGGAGGUAGAGGCAGAGGUCGAGGUCGUGGCGGCGCACGUCCACCACGCCAAGCAGUACAGAUGACAGCGUCAGGACCUUUCGCCUUGGGUCCUUCGUUACGGCCGACCGGAAAGAAAGUAGCUCCCGUUGGACCAGGUGGUUCAAGUUUCACACCUAUAGGCAGUGCAGACUCCAGCCGAGGCAACACUCCCGCCAAGACCGAUCCAGACAGGGCCUCGUAUCGCAACCCAGACAAGCUCAAAGAUGCGGAACAGUAUUCAGAUCCUGAAGAUGGAGGCGUGGAGAUUGUCGACAUGGAUGAAGUGCACGGUCUUGACGAGCUUGCACCUCGAGCAUUGCCAAGAGUUGUCGAGAAGGAGAGCAAGAAGGAUAAGCAAAAAGUGGCAAAUGCACGUCAAAAGAAGAUGGAAGGAAGAAUCUUAAAGGACGAAAGAGACGCCAACCCAACUGCAGGCGUACGCGUCAAGUCAGAAGACGACGCUUUGGGAGAGCUUGACCCUAGCGUGACUACGGGUUUGAACGGAUCUGGAACAUCCACAAUCAUCUCGAGCGAAUCAGUUACACCACAACCAGAAGAAGACUCGAAAGUCAACACGGCUGAUGCGCUCGAUCUCAGCGAAAGCGAAGGCGAAGAGCUUAUGGACGAUCUCGUGGAUGACUUUGUCUUCCAUGAUGACGACGAUGUUAACCCCGAGAACCGACUCUACCUCUUCCAGUUCCCUCAGCUGUUCCCCAAAUUCAAGGCAUCAAAGACGUCCAGCACCAGCACCACCACCGCCGCCGAUGCACCAUCCACAGCAACCGACGCCGAGAGCACGAGCGCGGCAAGCAAGCGUCGCAGCGUAUCAUUUGCAGAAGGCACCACCGGUGGUGCAGGCCAAGCACGCCCCUCAAUCGCAGUCAAAGAUGAAGCUCCGUCCAGCUCUGAAGUCGAAGACGAAUCCGAUGCGGAUUCAGAAGAAGACGACAAGAAGCGCGACACCAAAUCUGCAGGCUCCAGCAAGGCAGACGGUCUCGUCGGCAAGCUCGACGUUUACCGAGACGGCCGCGUUUUCUUACGGUUUGGCGAGCUGGUCAUGGAAGUUACAGGUGGUUCGCAGAGCACGUUCUUGCAACAAGUCAUGCUGUUGGAUCCAAACAACCGCACCGCUACAGCGCUGGGAGAACUGCAUCGCAAGUUCAUCGUCAGCCCAGAACUGGAUUGCAUGCUGAACGAUAUUAGUCUGUAUGGCGAGGAGAAGCGCUUCGAGGAAGAGCGUAAGAGACAGGAAGAAGAGGCGAAGGCUGAAGCUGAGCGAGUCAAGUAUGGUGCAUCAGCUGCUGGGUUCGGAUUCAUUAGUGGCAGGUGA